UGGCUGCAAUCCUAAAUUAUUCAUGGCUUCGCUUGCUGACGUCAAGACACUUAUUUAAUGCUACGGCCCUGACGGCGUUUUCGCCCACAAAUUACUCCGCGUCGUAUGACGUUCAAGAAGAUAGCGCCAAGAUAUGCCUGCCAGCUUGUCCAACGAGGAAAUUUAUAAAACUCUCUGACGGCAUUUGGAAGACCGCAAAGCGAACAGCGUACGGAACGAGCGGAGAGGAAAUGAGUGAAUGUCAAGAAGUAGUGACUGGAGUAUAUUCUCGAAGUAAUAUAGAGAGCGCUGCUGCUACUGACGGCAUUAAUAAGACCGGCUCCUCAGAAAUGAACUCUGAUAUUACAAAUGGGAAUGUAUUUAAGAACGCCGAUUCGUUCCGUCUGCAGUCGUUUGAGAACAGUGCAAGAAAGAACACCACAGUACAUACUCUGAUACCUGAAGAGCCUCUGGAGAUUCAGUGUGGAGAAAAAAGUGCUUUGUUAUUUGUGUCGAAACUUUGCCAAGGAAGUAAGGGACCGUGUAUACUCUACGGCAGUGAAUGGUUGACGCCAAACGAACUACAGUAUAUAUGCGGUAGAGAGACGGCGAAGGAUUGGAAACGAAGUAUAAGACACAAAGGAAAAUCAUUAAAGAGUUUAAUUGCUCAAGGAUUUUUAAAAGUUCAUCCGCCGAUUUGCGAUUGUCCAGGCUGUCGUGUGUCUUCUCCUGUUAAUCGUACCCGACUGGCUGAUAAGUGUGGUUUCUCAAAAUUACCUUCGUACCUCGCUGAGAAAUCGAUGGCCGAAGGUUUCCCGACAAUGUGGCGACGAAGCUCUACGAGCAGUGACGAACCUGAACAGGCGAAAUUGGAAAGUCUCGAUGAUGAGGCUCUGCCACAACGAUCUCACUCCGACGACUCACGAUUUUACAGACCUGACGAUCAAGUCCAAGUUGCUAAAAGACCAAGAAGCUCAUCACCAGACCUCGACCGUGAUCGUGUUAAUAUUAAACGACGGUGUAUGAGUGAAACAGAGAUGGGCAAAUCAACUGGUAGUCUAAAGUCCAGGCUUUCUCCGUCAUCUGCUGGAUAUGACAUGGAAAGUAACAAGAAAUGUGAUGUCAUUGAUUUAGAUAUGAAACUACAGCCAGGUGCCAUACGUGGACCAAUAAGAAGAGAUCUACCUGUGCUAACACUGCCUUCGUCAGCUUACACUGCAAGUGUGUUGUAUGGUCAUAAUCAACCACAUAUUGGUCUGCACAGGCACGUUACAUCUCCUCGUCUACUCUCGCCAUCCUUCGUAAGACCGUCGGUCAAUUCACCGGCACAGAUUCGCUUACUUCACGAGCAAGCUGUGGCACCGUCGCAUAUUUUUGCUCAUCAAUUACGUCACGACUUCCCCGGCAUGGCAACUAUGUUUCCAUACCCAUUUACCCAUCCUUUGCAAGGUAACCCACUGUUAACGUCACAUUUAAAAAAAGUUUCUGAAGUUGAGUCUGACACAAGAGAAACAUCUGAAACUCUGAAUGAGAAACAGAAUGAACGUUGUAGUAAAGAAAAUGAACCGAACGCAACAGAAAACAGUUUGUCUCCAAACAGUGAAGCAACAUCGAGUCCAAAAAAUGCCCCUGAAAACUUAGAUAAAUCUCGCAGUGCAUCCGAUGAAAAUUUAAAAUUUUCUAACGAAGAAGGCGAGAGCCAAUCAAAUACGAGGAUCUAUCCAGAUCUUGCAAAUAUUGCUGCGCAAUGGGACAUUGAGGAAGUAUGUAAGUUCGUAAGUUCCGUAACGGGUUGUAGUGAGUAUUGUGAUGUGUUUAGGGAACAAGAAAUAGAUGGACAAGCAUUAAUAUUACUUACCGAAGAACAUCUCUCUAACAAGAUGGGUCUGAAACUCGGGCCCGCUUUAAAACUUAAGUCAAAAAUUGACGAAUUACGUUGUGUUUUCACAAAAUAGCAUUGAUGUAAAUAAAAGAUGGAAUUAAAUUCAAAAUUUAUAAAUGUUCUCGAUUAUCAACACGGUGUCAAACACGAUAAAAUAUUUUAAUAAAAUCUAAAAUUAAACUAAAGU
Dendronephthya gigantea is the source of this 2048-nucleotide messenger RNA. RefSeq lists its product as uncharacterized. The transcript has 4 exons. Gene Ontology annotation, biological process: positive regulation of transcription by RNA polymerase II. The record is from RefSeq and is a predicted model, not a curated record. Bases 231 to 1934 code for a protein of 567 amino acids. NCBI's taxonomy places the organism in Eukaryota, Metazoa, Cnidaria, Anthozoa, Malacalcyonacea, Nephtheidae. Gene Ontology annotation, molecular function: DNA-binding transcription activator activity, RNA polymerase II-specific; RNA polymerase II cis-regulatory region sequence-specific DNA binding; protein binding.